Molecule: messenger RNA, 720 nt
Organism: Acaulospora colombiana
Lineage: Eukaryota; Fungi; Glomeromycota; Glomeromycetes; Diversisporales; Acaulosporaceae
Source: the annotation of a GenBank genome assembly
AUGACUACAAAUAACAGAGAUUCGAAAACUUCCAAAAGUACAUCAUCACAUUCGUCGCCGUCACCAUACUCGUUACCACGAACCCCGUCAUUGUCAUCAUAUGGUGAUAAUCGUUCUGAUCGCGAUCAUAAUCAAGAACGUCCACAUACUCCUUUACCUGAGGAUGAUUUAAACCGUGCAUACACAAUUGCAUUGGUCGUUAAAGAAGCGCUCUUGGGUGCGAACAUUGGAAGUUCCGAUAACGGCCAUGACGAUCAUAGUGAAAGCAUUGAACAAAGUAAAAAUAAAGUUCACAGUAUUCAAGGUGACGACGAAGGUGAUAAAGGCAAUAAGUGGGAGACAGUGUCCCAGGCGAUAUUGAAGAAUCCCUUGCUCACUGAUUCGGAGAAGGAGACAGUUCUUAAACUCUUUUCAAAUAACGAUCGUGUUCAAGAGCAUUCACCAUUACCUGAGGAUGAAUCAAAUCGUGCAUACACGAUCGCAUUGGUCGUUAAAGAAGCACUUUCGACUGCAGGCAUUGGAGGUUCUGGUAACAGCCAUGAUGGUCAUAAUGAAAGCGUUGAACAAAAUAAGAAUAAGAUUCAUAAUAUUAAAAGGGAUAAUCAAGAUGAUAGCGUUCACGGUAGCAAGUGGGAGACAGUGUCCCAAACGUUAUUGAAAAAUCCCUCACUCACCGAUUCGGAGAAGAAAACAAUUCUGAAAAUUUUUUCAAAUAAGUGA